AUGGUUCUGAAGAAACAUCUAAGAGUUACCAAACAAACGAACGGCAUGGUUCUACCACUCUCAAUUGAAGAUGAAUCACUCACAACUGGAACUGCAUCGGUAUUGUGCGAAUUUGCAAAAGAUCUCAAUAUAAUAAUUUGCAAAACAGAUGACCAUCUCACGUACAACGAGCACAAGAAAAAAUUUGACAUAAACGCCGCAUGUGAACAUUAUAAGUUUUAUGAAGAAAUGGAUUGGCAUGCGAAAGAUAUGGAGAAACUGCGAAACCAAUUAGAAGAAAGCGAACCUGAUGAUUUUGAAACAAUGGAUAAUAUUACUGUUGACCCUAAGCCUGUUGAUUCCUGUCAGGGAGGCUCAUUUAAACAGCGCAUGAAACAGGCGUCGAAGAAUGCCAAAGACGUCAUGAAGAAACUGAAAAAUGAUAUACUCAAAUUCACAAAAAGAAAGACAGAGUGUUGCAUCUUCAGUCAAACAGUGGACACUGGGUUGAUCUUACAGAUGACAAUGGAUGUUCUCUGCUACACCUUGCUGUUGGAGACAAAUGUGUUUGUUUAGUUGAAAGCCUUAUUCUGGCUGGUUCAAAUGUUUAUGUUUCAGAAAGGAUGUUGGAUUACGCCAGUCAUGAUAGCAGUAAACAAUAACCAACCAGAUAUAGUAAGGAUUCUUGUCAAGUACGGAGCAAGAACAACACGAACCUUUCAAGGAAAUAUAGCAAUGCAAAUUGGAAAUCAUGAGAUAAUACAAAUUCUGGAAAAUCAGUCAUUAUACGAAACAAAUGCAAGGAAAACAGUGCGCGAGGCACUUGGCUUGUCGAAAGAACUGUCAUCUUUGGUGCAGUCAACAGACGUAAAAUGCAGUGAAGAAAAUGCAUCGCUGUCAUCAAGAAGUGAUGUUGGAUCAAAUUUUAACCUAACAGUUGGAGAUGCGAAAUCAGCAUCUACUUUGAGAGGUGUUCGCAAUCGUGCACCCGAUGAGUUCGGCUCUUUCAAGGAAGUUCCCGGAGACUUCCAUACACAAGCCUGUGUGAUGGAAUGCCUUUCUUUUAUCAGCAGGCCCGGGGGCUUCUUCUAUACUAUCAGACAAGUACUUAAGGUGACGCCAAAGUCAUUUGUUGGCAUUUUAAGGAAGGAAACUAUGAAAGGAACAUGGAUGCAUUGA
Paramuricea clavata is the source of this 1158-nucleotide messenger RNA. NCBI's taxonomy places the organism in Eukaryota, Metazoa, Cnidaria, Anthozoa, Malacalcyonacea, Plexauridae. The record is from the annotation of a GenBank genome assembly.